AGCCAUUGGCUCGAGCCGCCCGUCGCUGCCCCCGCACGUCGGGCCCCGGGGCCAUGCCAGGCAGAUGCCCGGGCCAGGCUUCGACUCGGCCCGCGGAGCUGCCAGGAGCUCGCGUCGGUUGCAGCGACGGCCCACGCAGCGGCCAUCGGAACGACGCGCCGGCAGCCCGGAGGGCAGCUCCUCCUCCGAAGAAGACAGCGAGCAGCCUCCGAGGGCAGCCACGGCAGGAGUGGAGCUGCCCUCGGGGGGCAGAAGGGACACCUGGAUCCAGCGCCGCUUGAAGGAGGCGCUCCUCCGAGAUGCGAGCGGCCUGUCGACGGAGGAGGAGCAGGAGCUGCAGCGCAGCUUCAAGAGCCACUUCGACCUCCUCUACCACAUCGCUGAGAAGGGCGAGCGGAGCGAUCGCAACGACGUGGACGUGCGGAAGAGGAUGGCCGGGCGAUACGGCAACAUCAUGAUCGUCUCGGCCCUGAUCUUCACGGUGGCCGCGGAGGGGUUGUUGGAGCCCUCCGACCAGAUCCUGAAAGCUCCUCUGUUCCAGAGGGAGGUAUACGGUAUCUUCAUGGGGCUGGCCUUCGCCUUCACCCUGGCCGGGGUGCUCUGCGCCGCCGUCAUGCUCGGAACGAUCGCCAUCAUGCCCCAGGCCCUGUCCAGGUGGUAUUUCCAGCACACCGCGAUCCUCCAGAAGGCGCCGAUCAUGUGCGUCAUGGUGGGCUGCGUAUUCCUCUGGGUCGCCGUGUCCGCGCUGACCUGGAUCAACUUCGGGUGGCUCGCUGGCUCCGUGCUGUGGAGCGUCAUGGUGAUCCUCGGCUUCCCGCUCCUCCUGAACUACCUAUUCGUUAUGAGGGGGAUGCAUCGCAGGAUCCGCGAGGAGGAGAGCAUCGUUCCGCCGAGCUUUUGAAGGCUGACUGCGGCGGACUGCAUGCCCGCUCUGCGAUCCUCCCCCCCUCCAUCUGUCAGGCUUCCCGCCCUCUCUGCGCAGAGCUGCGCAGAACGGCGCCGGUCCCUCUUCCUUUGUCCUUCUUGUCUGGCCGCUCCACGUCGGACUGCUUCUCUUCCGAGCGCCCCCGUUUUCUCCUGAUCGACCUUCUAUUA
Molecule: messenger RNA, 1095 nt
Organism: Prorocentrum cordatum
Lineage: Eukaryota; Dinophyceae; Prorocentrales; Prorocentraceae
Source: the annotation of a GenBank genome assembly